AUGACCGACAUUAUGUCCUACCAAUACCCUGCGCCGCCCGCCAGCGGCGGCAGCACUACCCACAUGGCCCUCUCGCCUGCCGGCUACCACGUGUCCAUGGCCGCCGCAGACUACGCCAACGGGCUCCCCCAGACCUCCUCUUCCUCGGGACUCGGCCAAGAACCGCACUCGUCUCCCCGCGAACGCCGCGAUUCCUUGUCAAAGAGUAGUACUGUGAAUAUGAAGCUGAAGCGAUCCGUGUCCACCCCAGUUGUUGCACCUCAGCAAGCACAAGACGCAAACAUGAGCAUGGCUCAGCAACAGGGCCUCUCGCAGUCCGAUCACGCGGCAAUCAGCUUGGCCGCUGAGAAGAGAAGAAACAAACUUGGCUAUCACAGGACGUCGGUAGCAUGUGGCCGCUGUGUCAACUGCAUCCGUCUCAAGAAAGAAUGCAGCUUCUACCCAGUCGACCAGCAGCCUCCACCAGACACCCGCAAAAACUCCACGUCACGCUCUUCGGUAGGCCACCACCAUCACCAUCUUUCAUCAGCAGCAGCAUCAGCCGCAUCCGCUUCAGGCUCUGCACCACUCAUGCCCGCACCUACACAACUACCACUGCCUUCGCUGGCAACCCUCCCGAACCCCGACCCUCGCGGCCGACCGCAGCAGAACACUCAACCGCUGACCAUGCCUUCGAUCCAGACUAUGGCACCCCCGUCCAUGAAGCCGUCCGGUGGGGAGCCGUUUUCACCUGACCCGAAACAUGCCAGUCCCAGCUCGUCGAAACCAGGCGACCUCAACGCUUCAUGGCGAUCUUAUCCUCAGGAAUCGCCCAUCACACCGGCCUUUUCGCCAUACACCACCCACGCCGCACCGCCUUCGGCCACCUGGACAUCUGAUGCCACGGGACGCGGCGGCGAUGACCUCGGCUGGUCGUACCCUCCACCACCGCCACGCUCACUGUCCUUUGGUUCGGACACCAUGGGCGGCCACCACGGCCAGCACCAGCAACAGUCCUACCCAUCCAUCUCGCAAAUGACCAGCGGACACCACUCCCACAGCAGCAAUGGCGGCCACCGCUCCUCAUCCUCGUCUUACGACCGCAAGUCCAGUGCCGCCGCCGCGGCCGCUGCGAUGUCCGACUUGUACCAAUCGCCCACGACCAUUCCGGGUGUCGACAGCAUUCCAGGAACAACUCUGGACCACCACGUGUCACUCUCAGCCGGUGCCGUGGGCACGACCGCCUACGCCAGCUGGCAACAGCCCUAUUCAUACAGCAAAGACGGCUCGGACGCCUACGUCGGCUGGGGCGACCACAGCGGAACACCAGCAAGCGAGGGUCAUGCAGCAACAAGCAUGUACUAUACUGGGCGGUAA
Messenger RNA from Sporothrix brasiliensis 5110, 1356 nucleotides. RefSeq lists its product as uncharacterized. The record is from RefSeq and is a predicted model, not a curated record. NCBI's taxonomy places the organism in Eukaryota, Fungi, Ascomycota, Sordariomycetes, Ophiostomatales, Ophiostomataceae. The transcript is spliced from 3 exons. Bases 1 to 1356 code for a protein of 451 amino acids.